Molecule: messenger RNA, 2916 nt
Organism: Homarus americanus (American lobster)
Lineage: Eukaryota; Metazoa; Arthropoda; Malacostraca; Decapoda; Nephropidae
Product: astacin-like metalloprotease toxin 1
Exons: 12
Coding region: 531-1631 (366 amino acids)
Biological process (GO): proteolysis
Molecular function (GO): zinc ion binding; metalloendopeptidase activity
Source: RefSeq, a predicted model, not a curated record
CUCGUAGCGUGGAAGGGUGAAUAUAGCGCAACGAAACAGCAAGAUAAUUUGUGUUUUAAAAUGAAAUAAAAUAAGUUAUUUAACACACCCAACAGCACACCUAACAACAAACAAGACAAUGCACAUUACAACUCACAACAACAACACGAGAGACCAAGAAAUAUUAUAUGAAAGAUAAACAAGAAGAAUGAUUAAGGAAAAAUGAUAAUAAAGCAUGGGGACAAUAUUCUGGUGUGCCUCACAGGUUUAAGAAAUCCCUAAAUCCUUGACAUGGAAAGUUAUAAGAACCUGCGGUACUAUGAACGCUAAGGUGAUUUCAAAGAAGAGUUCAGGUGUAAGAACUCUCUGAACGCUAUUAUUUCUGAUGUGGAAAGUAAUCUGGGAGGAGUGUGAUCUGUGACACCACGACCGUCAACACUCCUCUGUACGCCUGAUAUACAUCCAUUGGUGUUGGCGUCUGGUAAGCGUUGACCAGACGGCAGGAGAACCUCGGGAGUAACACGACAGAGACGCCGUCAAUUGCCGGCACCAUGAGAGAGGUGUGGGCGUGUAUGUGGGUGUCCCUGUGGGCGGCGGCGGCGGCGGUGGAGUGGGCGGACGUGGGUGUUCUGUUGUCCGGCGUCAACACGAUUUCAUCCAAUGAUGUCGAUCACCCUCACCUGAACGUCACCAGCGCAGAGCAGCGGUGGUGGCACGACGGGUCGGUGGUACCCAGGCAAGAAGUCGCGACGAAGGAUAUAAGCAAUUUGAAGGCCCAGAUGAGGAUCAAGCGGCGGCCAUAUUUACGACGAGAUCCUAUUGAAAUGGCUGGACUCCUCGAGGGCGACAUCCUGCCUGCCCCGACUCAUACUAACUCCCCCAACAUGAAGGAGGCCCAGGAGAAGAACGCGGUGGUGGAUACGGGACGACUCUGGCCAGGGGGUGUUGUGCCCUAUCAGUUCUCCCCUGAGUUUACGUUGCUGCCCCUGGAGAGGUACCUCAUACGUCAUGUCAUGGCUGACAUCAGUGCCAGCUCCUGUGCCACCUUCCGAGAGAGGACCUCAGAGCCAGACUUCAUCAAGAUCAUCUUUGACCAACAGAGGUGUUACAGUCACAUUGGGCGUAUGGGCGGGGUACAACCGGUGUCGCUUGGGAUCUUUUGCGUCAACUGGUGGGACCUGAGCACCGUCUACCACGAGCUGUUUCACACCCUGGGCUUCUACCACGAACACAACCGUCCAGACCGCGACAGCUUCAUUGAGAUCAAGUGGAAUAACAUCGCUGAAGGCCGAAUCCAGAAUUUCAUCAAGAGAACUCAGUCCUCAUCUGAACUUACAGACAUGCCCUAUGAUCUCACGUCUGUGAUGCACUACAGCCCAUACGCCUUCGGCAAGUGGUCCUUUCUCACUCCUACCAUCAAGUCGAGGCGGCGAGGCUACGGCUUCCACAGACCCAGGAAGCCAUCAAAGAUUGACUAUAGGAAGCUGAAUCGUCUCUACAGUUGCCAGCGUCGACACUUGUUCUCCCGACUAGGUAACACCGAAUACACCCCAUCGAGGCUUUACUGGUAUCCCUGGAGAUUAGAGAGAUUAACGAUAAGCGGACCUGGCUCCACACGCACCCCCCUCAACAUCAGCCCCUCCAUACCUUGAACCUCACCAGGGUCAGCUCAGUCACUCACCUCCACAGAACCCCUACGUGUGCCGGCCACCACGUUUAAUCACAAGCUUAGGGGAUCACACUCAUUGACAGACUCAAGAUUACAGGAAUAUCAACUUGCACAGCAUUUUUCAGCUGCUAAAACUGUUACACCACGAUUUCGUUCACCACAAAGACCUGCCAGGUCACAAGGCUGGCAAAAUAUCCAACAAAGUCGUCUUUUUUCCACUACUGGCAGUGUUGGUGUCUUUAGAGCACAAACUACCUCAACUUGGAGACCUACACGACCAGGUGGACCCUCAAGACCUCCUUCCCAUCCAAAUCCAUUACACACAGAUGUUCUUUAUCCAGUCCAGAGAUCCAGCUGGGAGCCAUCUUCAACAUAAUCUACAUAUAAAUAAUCCUUACAAUCAACUUCUGUAAUUUACACUUGCUGAAGCACUGAUGGUGAGGGCAGAGAAUAUUAAGGAUGGAUUUCCUUCCAGUGAAUUAAUUCCUUGCUCUAAUGAGAUGUUUAAGUCGUACGUGUAACUGGGCUAUGAACUACGGUGUUGAUGCUAUUCGUGCUACUGUAUAGUUUUUUGUUACAAUUGUGUAUUGUAAAUCAUGUAGUAUAUACCCAGACUAUAAUGUACAUAACACACUGCCAACCAUUGUCGAUUAAUAAAGUGUAUAUAUUUAAAUACAGACGAGUUUAGUCCAGGUUUGUCCAACCAGCAGUUUGUAUUAAGCCCCCUUCAUAAAUAAAGUGUAUAUAUAAUAAUGUUUUUGUUAUUUCUACGUUGUCAAUAAUUUGUAAUGGUUCACACUCCAUUAUUGUUUUUAAGAUCAACCAACCAGGAUUCAAAUUCAGUAACCGUAAAUGGACAGACUAGUGUUGUAGCAGAAUACGAGUUACAUAGGUCAUGAGGUGGUGUCAGAGCUCAUUAAUAGAGACACUAAUUUACACACAUGUAGGUUUGGUUAUCUGAAGUUAAUUACGCUCUUUGUUAGAUUUUAAUGACUAUUUUGUUCAAUAUACAAUUUUCUUUCACUUUGUGUCACGUCUAUCAUUAUUAGCACAGUAUUGUCGUGUGGCCCAAAUACUGUACUGUUAAAUAUAAAGUUUGGCACCCCUGGUACAGUCAAUGUCUGUGCCCUUCAUGAUCAUACUCCUCUUAUCUACCAGAGUCCUUUCACUAUGAGGACACCACUUUUUAAUAUUUUAUUUAGUUAACGCAAUACGAUUUUAUUCAGUUCAGAGCGGACCCUGUACACAAGGGGUAAGACUUAUUUCCU